AUGACUAGCCUCACUGACUCAGUUUCCAUCACUUUUUGCCGAGAAACAAACGGAGAACAAGAAGGAAUGAAACUUUUCCAACAUCUCAGACAACCCAUCCUUACUCACAGGAAAAGGCUAACUUCUUCAAUUGGCGUUGGGCUUCUGAGAAAUGUAGGGUCCAGAAGAGGCUUUUGCGCAAGCUCGGAUGACUCGGAGCUUAAGGACUUGAUGGAAUACAUGAAUUCUCUGAAGAACUACGAGAAAUCGGGCGUUCCCAAAGAUGCGGGUACAGAUUCGGAAGACGGGUUUGAUCUGGGUCGGAUGAGACGGUUGUUGGAGCUACUGGGUAAUCCUCACUCUAAGUUCAAGGCCGUUCACAUUGCCGGGACCAAGGGGAAAGGAUCAACCGCUGCAUUUCUCUCCAGCAUUUUGAGGGCAGAAGGGCAUUCUGUUGGUUGUUAUACUAGCCCGCAUAUUCAAACUGUCAGGGAACGUAUAUCAAUGGGAAGGUUUGGCGAACCAGUGUCAGCAAAGGCAUUGCGUUCUCUUUUCCAUAGGAUUAAAAAGAUUCUUGAUCGUGCAAUGGAAGUUGAAAAUGGGCGUAUGAGUCAUUUUGAGGUUCUCACUGCUAUGGCAUUCACACUAUUUGCUCAAGAGAAUGUUGGCAUUGCGGUUAUUGAGGCUGGGUUAGGCGGUGCACGUGAUGCAACUAAUGUCAUUUGUAGCUCUGGACUUGCCACAUCGGUCAUAACUACAAUAGGUGAGGAACAUUUGGCUGCACUUGGAGGUUCUUUGGAAAGCAUUGCAACUGCGAAGUCCGGAAUCAUUAAACAAGGUCGCCCAGUGGUUCUGGGUGGUCCCUUCCUUCCACGUAUUGAGCACAUUCUUCGUGAUAAAGCUUUCUUGAUGAGCUCCCCUGUAGUAUUAGCAUCAGAUGCUGGAAAUAGAAGUAAGAUAAAUGGCGUUAGCAUGCUCAAUGGUAGACCUUUCCAGUCUUGUGAUAUAGUGAUACGAGUUGAAAGGGACUUAAAGCUGUUCAUUGAGUUAUUGGAUGUCAAACUAUACAUGCUUGGAACUCACCAACUUCAGAAUGCAGUAACUGCUACUUGUGCAGCACUAUGUCUUCGCCACCUAGGAUGGAGAAUUUCAGAUGACUGCAUUAGAACUGGUUUACAGCAGACACACUUGCUUGGAAGAAGUCAAUUUCUAACGUCAAAAGAAGCUCAGGCAAUAGGACUAUCUGGCGCAACAAUGUUGCUUGAUGGAGCCCACACCAAAGAAUCUGCUAGAGCAUUGAUGGAGACUAUAAAGAUGACAUUUCCAGAGGCAGGAUUGACUCUUGUGGUUGCAAUGGCUAGCGACAAAGAUCAUCUUGGUUUUGCAAGAGAGUGCCUCUCAGGUGGGCAUGUCAAUGGUGUCGUUUUGACAGAAGCUAGCAUUGCUGGGUCAAAAUCUCGGACAACUGCAGCCUCAUUGUUAAGGAAUUGCUGGAUCCAAGCUUCCAAGGAACUGGGAAUAGAUGUUCUCCAUGACGAAAUGUCGGAGCAUCAAGAUUUGUCUGUGGAUCAGUUAAUUUGCUUAAGCAAGUUGGGAAAUAAACCCAUAUUGGCCGCGGAGGCUUCAUUUCAGGCUUCCCUGAAUACAGCAAAUCAGAUUCUCAGAGGAAGAACUGGGGAUCGUUUAGGAAUUGUUGUAAUUACUGGUUCCUUGCAUAUAGUUUCAUUGGUAUUAGCUACCCUCCAUCACCAUGUUUAA
Molecule: messenger RNA, 1737 nt
Organism: Prunus armeniaca (apricot)
Lineage: Eukaryota; Viridiplantae; Streptophyta; Magnoliopsida; Rosales; Rosaceae
Source: the annotation of a GenBank genome assembly